AUGAAUUCGAGUUAUAUGGACAGCACUCCCGCUAGACCGCCGCCUCCAGGACAGGAGUCCAACUUUACUAAUCCCGAAUCAAGGUGCUACCAGUUGAUAAUUCCCAUUGCCGUAUUUACUGCUCUCAUUAUUGUGAUUGUUUUUUUGCGCAUAUACGCCCGGCUAAGGAUCACCCGUUCGUUCGGUGCAGAUGACUGGCUAUGUAUUGCUGCGACGAUUCUCACCCUGUCCUACUCUGCUCUCAUACUUAAACUUCUCUGGAGGCCGGGGGGCGGUAUAUUAGGGAUUCAUCUCUGGGAUGUGCCGCUUUCACAUUAUGUCGAAUACGCCAAGGUAGGCAAGACUCCAGCCUCAGAGGAAACAGCGAUACUUAAUCGGAUCUAUCUCCAGGGCUCUUUGGCCGACUCGGUUCUGAUACGUAUCACCAACACCACAAUCAAGGUGGCUUUUCUAGUUUUCUAUCUUCGGUUGUUCGGCCAUGUCAAUUAUGUCAGGUACAUGAUCUGGGCUGGCAUGGCCGUGGUGAUUACCUUCUGCGUCGCCUUUGUUAUUAUCGAUAUUGUGGCAUGCGCCCCAUGGCCGAGCGAACAUGGGAACUGGCUCGCACCAUCUUUAACAGACCGUUGCGACAAUAUUGCGGUAGACCUAGUCACUGCUGGCGCGUAUUUUAGUGUCAUCAGCGACUUUUACAUCUUGUUUAUUCCACUUCACCGAGUACCGAAGCUCGGCCUUUCCAGGAGAAGAAAGAUAGGCGUGAGCCUUAUCUUCCUCACAGGUUUGUUAGCUACGUGUGCUGGGUUAGUUAACCUAAUCAUCCGCCAAAAUAAAAAGAUCUUCGAUCCGUCAGAUUUCUCGUGGACGAUCGUCCCCGUAUACGCCACUAGUCUCACCGAGAUCAACGUCGGGCUGAUAUGCCACUCAUUGCCCGUCGUGUUCGUCCUCUUCAUCGGCCGCUUCACGAACCUUAGUAAGUCCGUAAGGUCUUGGGUUAGAGAACGGCCUAGUCCGCGACAGAGCGCGGGCGACAGUUCUUCAAAUCUGGCACCGAAUGAUAGCGCGGCACCGCGUCUUUCAUCUGUUCCAAGUGAUACUGAAUUCAGGGCUUGAUUCCUUAUAUUUAUUACACCACACAAAAGUUGGAUAGAGGGAUAACUGCACACAACCCGUAAUUACAUGGUUAUCGGUCUUGGUGGUUGUUGUUCCCAACUCUGUUCAUCGUUUU
Molecule: messenger RNA, 1222 nt
Organism: Annulohypoxylon truncatum
Lineage: Eukaryota; Fungi; Ascomycota; Sordariomycetes; Xylariales; Hypoxylaceae
Exons: 6
Coding region: 1-1107 (368 amino acids)
Source: RefSeq, a predicted model, not a curated record